AUGGCCACCGCAUUCACGCCCUGCCAUGUGGGUAAGAACUGCCACCCCGAGUGUGGGGCCGCCAUUGUCAACCAGGUCAACUUGGAGCUGUAUGCCUCCUAUGUGUACAUGUCCAUGGCCUGCUACUUCGACCGUGAAGACGUGGCCUUGAAGCACUUCAACCUGUUCUUCCUUCGGCAGUCGAACAAGGAGAGGGAGCACGCGGAGCAUCUGUUGGGGCUACAGAACCAGCGUGCCUGCAAUCUCCACCUGCACAACAUCCCCAAGCCUGAGGAAGACAACUGGGGGAGUAGCCUGAGGGUCCUGGAGUGCGCCUUGCAUUUGGCGAAAAGAGUGCAGCAGAGCCUGCUGAGUCUGCACCAGGUGGCCACCGAAAAGCACGGCCACGUCUGCAACUUCCUCAAGCACCACUACGUACAAGAACAAGCGAUGUUCAUCCAAGAGUUGGGGGACCAUAUCACCAACCUGCACAAGCUGGCGGCACAGGAAGAGAGCCUGGCAGAGUCCCUCUCUGACAAGCUCAGUCUGGGCGACAGCAAGAACUGA
Molecule: messenger RNA, 546 nt
Organism: Phyllostomus discolor (pale spear-nosed bat)
Lineage: Eukaryota; Metazoa; Chordata; Mammalia; Chiroptera; Phyllostomidae
Product: ferritin heavy chain-like
Exons: 1
Coding region: 1-546 (181 amino acids)
Biological process (GO): iron ion transport; intracellular iron ion homeostasis
Cellular component (GO): cytoplasm
Molecular function (GO): ferric iron binding; ferrous iron binding
Source: RefSeq, a predicted model, not a curated record